Pyricularia grisea is the source of this 2620-nucleotide messenger RNA. RefSeq lists its product as uncharacterized. NCBI's taxonomy places the organism in Eukaryota, Fungi, Ascomycota, Sordariomycetes, Magnaporthales, Pyriculariaceae. The coding region runs from base 190 to 1362 and encodes 390 amino acids. The record is from RefSeq and is a predicted model, not a curated record. The transcript has 2 exons.
GUGGUGUCUUGCACAGCUAAUCAAAACGCGCUGUUUCCUGCAAAUGCCGCCUAUUAUGUUGCUGCCUUGUUUACCCCGAGCCGUCUAGAUGGAUUGAUCUUUUCUUUUCACCAUGACAUUUCCCUUUUCUACUGCACUUUUCCUUUCCAGCCCUGUCGCUAUUGUCCGUAAGCUCCAUUAAGCGAUCUCAUGUCCGCGCUCAACAUCCCCGGUUCGCCAAAUGAUGGCGGCCAGGCUCUCGCAACGUCUGCCAGAGAGUUUCGAACGAAUCUUGAUGGCUUGUUCAUGUGGCUUCCGCCAUGUGGUGAAGUCAGUCCCGAAAACUCUCCCACCCUAGCCGGUUGCACCAAACGUCUUGACAACGGAGCCUACAAUCAUCCAGUAGUCAUCCUUUCCUCCACAGCUUCGGCGGGCGGCACUGUUUUAGUGCUUUUGAUGACCUCAUUCGGUGGCCAUACGCUCCAAGAUCGAAUUGCCGAAAAGCACAAGAAGGAAGCCGAGCGGUUGGCAGAGAGUCACAUACCCAUCGCGCCGCUUAAGCCUCACGGUCCCCAUAAUAUCGUCCUACACACCUCUGAAUCCCGCAAGCUGAAGAAGAACUGCUACAUCAACACCGAAAAACUCAUUUUGGUAAAACUUUCCGUGCUUCAAAGCUAUGGUUCUGGAACGAAGCAAACGCAGUCACAUUGGGCGAAGAGGUUACAGAAAUCAUCACUCAAGAUACUUCAACGUGCUUGCCUCAAGAACGGCGACUACCAAAUAACACUCUACCCGACUUUCCAGGCUCUCAAGCCCUCGCUCGGGGUCGGGCGAGCCGUCGCCGAUGAUCUCAGUCUCCGCCGAGUGGACAUGGUCUCCGAAAUCCGGUCGUUUGGUCCAGUGCAGCACCCGCGAUCAUCCGUGAAGCGACCACUGCUGCCAAGCGCCGGUGCACGCCACUAUUCAUACGCGAGCACCACUGUGCCGAAAGCCGCGUCUCAGUUGAGCAAAUCCUACCACCCUGCCCGACUCUACGGCAGAGGAGGCUACGGUACCGUAAAUGGCAGCCGGCAGUCACUUCCACGAUAUCGCUCAGACCGGGUCAGCAGUCGACUGAAUAGGCGCUAUAGUGAAUACUAUUAUAGCCACAGCUCUGAGUCGCCUCUCACACAGGAUGCAUCCGGAUCUUUGGCAUAUCUGCGAUGGGUCCUGUAUUAUCUUGCUUGCAUUUUACUGUGGAUUUUACGAGCCGGUUUGGCAACUGCAAAGCAUGUACCCUGGCGCCAAAUGCUUCCAUGGCUUUUCGUGCUAUGCAUGUAUGCUGGUAUUGGUUGCGCCAUCGACAUGCUCUGGGUUAAGGUCAAACAUACUUUCCAGGGCUAAAACACAGCCGGCAUACACUUGCAGCAAAAUCUUUUCUUUUCUUUAUAUCAAGUCGCAGCCUCGAUGAAUUCUUGUCGGUAUCACGCACGUCCACAUAUAACGUUAUAACGUGGUUCGUCAAUAAGCCUGUUGCCUGGUGCUAUUGCAGCUGCCCUGCCUGGCAGCCCAACCCAGUUGAACGUCCCCCACUUCUACCGUUGCCCGGCGACUGCAAAUCUGCCGCCACGUCAGAGUGCAGCCUCAACAAAGCACUCUUCAUUCGCGACAUGGCGCAAACGAAGUCUUGUCCGACAAACUCACCACAAUUGCUCUCCUUCUCUCCCACAUCGAUUUCGCGAUGCAGCGACAACCGUCUCUUCCAGACGUGCACUUCUCAACGCCACAUGACAAAAUACAUGCUUGGCUCGACGGCACCGGCCUCGACAUCGACUACAAUCCAUCUCCCAACACCAAGAAGCGCGCUUUCGACUCCGACACGCCGGGAUCGCCCUCCAAACGUCAGCGCACAGAUGGACUGCCUCCUGACAUGUUGAUUCUUUACGGAAACAUUUUGGACAUCAAUGACAACACUACUGCUUCCCAUAUUCGCUGAGCUUGGCGUGUCCGAUAGGGUUCGACUCAGCAGUGCCUGCCGUCGUCUUCGCCACCUCGGCGUGCACCAGGCCCGCGUAUUCGAAACACUUUCGGUCACCUGGGCCCGACAAAGCGUCGCGGACUCGGCUCUCCUGGUGGCUCAAAAGUACAGCCACACGGUUAAGACUCUCAGAGUAAUCCAGGAUCCUCCGGAAUACUGCCCUGAUAAGAAUUAACACAUGAAAAGGGACGUUCAGGAGCCGAUUCAAACGCUGCCUGACAGCUUUGUGACGCUGCUAGUAGGUCUAUCGGAAACAGAGAGUCCUUUGCUGCCCAAUGCCGAAAGCAUGGUCCUCGAAUUCCCUGAAGCCUAUCCUGAAUGUGGGAAUAACGGUGAUAGUCGCACUCGGUGGGCAUACAACCUUCAUCCAGGAAAACGGGCACCGGGCCGAGUCAGGCUCCGGGCGGCGAUUUCCGGAUGUCCAUGCAUUUUACGAUAGGGGCAUAGAUCCGGACCCGGAUCCAUGACAGCGAAGUACGCACGAGCUUCCGGCUUACAUAUAUAAGCCGCGGCGAGUGCCGCCUCGUUUUGCGAAUAAAGAAGAGGAAGACAGACCACUUUAGAUACCUUAGUUACCAAUACGACUAAGCGUCUACCCAGUCUCAUAAGCUUAUGAUGUGCCAC